AUUUUUGAGCAGAGUACGUAGCCUGUCUAUGCGGCCUGUUAUUUUUCGUCACUAAGCAAGUUGAGGCUUAAUUUGUCAUAUCAGUAUAUUUUUUUCAACGGAGACAGACACAUUUAUAGACCUUGCCCAGCGACGCAUUAUGCUACUUUAGAAAUAUAUUUGCUGCACUUUCUUUUAGUAUUUGAGUGGUAGAAAAUACCAUAUUUUGCUGUUCGCUUCUGUGUGGCGUUUUAGUUUCAUGGGAUAAAGAAAAUAUAUUUUCUUUAAUGAGUGUGUAGGCCAUUGUGCUGGACUGUAUGUCAGACGUUUUCGUUAUUAUUUAGGCGCGUUUAUAGUAAGACUGCAGUGAAAACACUGACUUGCAACUAAUUCAACUUGACUUGUAACUAAUUGUUGGCUAAAGUCGCUAUCAGAAUGACCGAGGACAAUGUCACGAAAAGUAUUGAAAUCAUUAAAGAUCAACUGUAUUUCGCAGUACUGCAGCAGAAGAUAAAAAGCACAGCUGACAGACAUUGCUUCUGCAUAGAUGAUGAGCUGUCAUAUGAAAACUUCUAUGCAGACUUUGGCCCGCUCAACCUGGCCAUGUUUUAUCGCUUCUGUUGCAAGCUCACUAAAAAGCUCAAGUCGUGCACACUAGCAAAGAAGAAGAUAGUCUUCUACACCUGUGGAGAUCAAAAGAAACAAGCCAACGCUGCUUAUCUCAUUGGUUCAUAUGCAGUGAUGCAUCUUCAGAAGACGCCAGAGGAAGCCUACAGUCUACUGGUGUCCAGGAACUCUACCUACUUACCCUUCAGAGAUGCCUCUUUUGGAACCUGCAUGUACAAUCUGAACAUUCUAGACUGCCUGUGCGCCAUAUACAAGGCUCUGCAGUUUGGCUGGCUUGAUUUCUCCCAGUUUGAUGUGGAGGAAUACGAACAUUAUGAGAGAGCAGAAAAUGGAGAUUUCAACUGGAUAGUUCCUGGAAAAUUCCUAGCGUUCAGCGGUCCUCAUCCAAAAAGCAAAAUGGAGAACGGUUACCCUCUUCAUGCUCCCGAGGCCUACUUUCCUUACUUCAGGAAACACAAUAUCACAACCAUCGUCCGUCUCAACAAGAAGAUGUAUGACGCCAAGCGUUUCACCGACAUGGGCUUCGAGCACCACGACCUCUUCUUCGUGGACGGGAGCACGCCAAACGACUCCAUUGUCAGGAUGUUCCUCAACAUCUGUGAGAACGCAGACGGAGCUAUUGCUGUUCACUGCAAAGCUGGUCUGGGUCGAACAGGCACCCUGAUAGGCUGCUACAUGAUGAAGCACUACCGCCUGACUGCGGCUGAAGCCAUCGCCUGGAUGCGGAUCUGCCGCCCCGGAUCAGUCAUCGGACCACAACAAAACUUUGUGGAAGAUAAGCAGAGCAGUCUGUGGUCGGAGGGUGACGUGUUCCGGGAGAAAAUGAACGAGCAGGAAAACGGCAAGCUGGCUGUCACCAGGAUCCUGUCGGGGGUUGAUGACAUCACCAUCAAUGGCAGCAACAAGAACAAGAUGUCCAAGAAAGAAGAGGCGGAACUGUAUAAUGACGAUGAGGAGAUGAAUGGCAUCACGCAGGGUGAUAAACUGCGAGCCCUGAAAAGCAAGAGACAGGCCAGAGCAUCCACAGGCUCCCUAUCACAAGAAGAAAAAAACAUCCACAGCAGGUCAUCGCAGUCUUUAAGGAUUCUCCUUCAGUCCAGUGGGCAGAGCUGUAAAGCUGUGGUGAACCCCUCCCAUCUCCCUGAUGCCUCCGAGAAAAGGAAGAGAACCAGAACCUCACUGCCUGCCAAUAGUGUGGGGGGCAGCUCCCUGUGCCACUCCAGACUAGCCAGGUCUCUAGACAGCAUGCAUGUAGUGACCAGUGACAGAGAGCCAGUGUGCCGUGAGCCCAGUUGUUGCCGUAGAGACACGGUCAACCUGCCCAACCUAAACAUGCUGCAGGCCCCUCGGAAGGCAAGCCCCUCCUCAACCCUUUCUCUGGGCUCAACCUCACUCUCUCCUACUCUGCGGGUCCCCCACACACCAAGGUCACUCCAUACCAAAAGCUAGAGCUCCUCUACUGCGCUGAGCCUGGGGUCCUGGAAUUCUAAGAGUGGACUCCUGUAGAAGUCUACCCUACAGCUCCUAAAAAUUGAGAUUUUGUUUUCAUUUCUUAAAAGAGACUGUUUUUUUUAUUUUUAUCUUGAACCAGUCCAGUCGAUUUUUGAUAAAGGGAUGAUGUUCGAUGAGGAAAUGAUGCAUCUGAUUGUGAAUGGGAAGAACGAGUUAUCAGAUAUGAUUAAGAUGUAAACCAUGUUUGGUUGGUUUGGAAUUAAUUUGCCAAUUCUUUUUAUCAAAAGGCACUUAUUUUAUUGUAUAUUUCACUGUUUAUCGUGGAAGAAAAUGUAAAAAAGGUUGAGUGCAUCUUAAAAUGAAACCCUGUUCUCUAUACAUUAGUCCUGGCCAUAAGUAAUGGGAAUAGAGUUCCAUUUCACACAUUUGUUGCCUGCUUGUUUACAUACUAGUAGAAGGUUGCCAUAGCAAUCCAGGCUGAUCCUGAACCAUCAGACUGUCAAUCUGCUUUUUGGUGAAGGUCCUCGAGAGGUAGGCACCGUCCACUUUUCUUAACCUGUUGUAUGAUCUAGAUCAGGUCAUGUCCAGCUGUUUGGAAGUUGAGGUGUUUUGUAGAUGAAAUCAUUUGUGAAAAGCUCAUGUCGGCCCUCUUGAACAUGCACCAUGUCUACUCUAGGGGGUAAUCACUUUGGGGAGCAUCUUUCAGAAUGUUAUAGACAGAAAUGUAAUGCACCGAAGUAAUACAAUGCCACCCUCUUUUUUAAAAAUAAUGAAUGGUUUGUCCAGAGUUGUAAAUCCUCAUUUCGCUUGUUGUAUUUCACUUGGCUCCGUUCAAUCCGUAGCGCAGGAAGUUCAACGUUCCCGAUUGAUUGAAAUUGAAUGGCAAUGUUCCAGCGUUAGCAGACACUGCAUUCUGGGUAAACUCUGCAUAUGUCCGUUCAAUCAGAAAUGAUCUUUACAUCUCUAGCGCUUCAGCGACGCAGACUGAAUAGCACCCUUAAUAUGCUCCAGCUUUCUUUCAUUCUCCAGUGAAGCUUCCAGUCGGUUGUCUUUUUUUGUUGAGCUGCUGUACUUAAACUGUAAAUAAGUCAACAUUUUGAUAUACUGAAAAAUGUAUUUGUACUUUGUAAAUAUUUUUGUACUUGUUAUGAUCAACCAUGCUAUCAAUUGUAAUCAGUCUUACAUACAAAAUGGUCCUAAAGGGGCCUCAUCUCAUUCAGAAUUAUCGUGCAUUAUAUAUCUGCUCGGAGCACAUGGAGUAUACCAGCUUUCUAAAAUUAAAUGCCACCAAUUGUACUGAC
Messenger RNA from Oncorhynchus keta (chum salmon), 3359 nucleotides. RefSeq names its product dual specificity protein phosphatase CDC14A-like. NCBI's taxonomy places the organism in Eukaryota, Metazoa, Chordata, Actinopteri, Salmoniformes, Salmonidae. The coding region runs from base 415 to 2055 and encodes 546 amino acids. Gene Ontology annotation, cellular component: mitotic spindle; spindle pole; nucleolus. The record is from RefSeq and is a predicted model, not a curated record. The transcript is spliced from 16 exons. Gene Ontology annotation, molecular function: protein tyrosine/serine/threonine phosphatase activity; protein serine/threonine phosphatase activity. Gene Ontology annotation, biological process: microtubule cytoskeleton organization; cilium assembly; protein dephosphorylation.